Anguilla anguilla (European eel) is the source of this 5117-nucleotide messenger RNA. RefSeq names its product nitric oxide associated 1 (gene noa1). NCBI's taxonomy places the organism in Eukaryota, Metazoa, Chordata, Actinopteri, Anguilliformes, Anguillidae. The transcript is spliced from 7 exons. The record is from RefSeq and is a predicted model, not a curated record. The coding region runs from base 153 to 2387 and encodes 744 amino acids. Gene Ontology annotation, molecular function: GTP binding.
AAAACGUCAUUUCCGGUGAUGUAGGGAGAGUAAAACAUGCUGGCUGAAUGAGCUCACGUGUGUUUUUAUUUUUUAACAUUCAAGGUUAUAGUCUACCGAGCCAUUCUGUAUGUAACAUAUUUCAUACUUGAGUUUUUAUACUAUCUACAACAAUGCAGAGAGUGUUGCAUGUUUCGUUAAGGCAAUUUGCUACUGUAAGUUGCUCGCGUUGCAUGUCUGUUUCUCCUGUACAGCUGCGGUGUGGAAUCAAAGAAGAUGAGUCGUUUAAAUUGCUUAUUUCCAACUUUACUGCGUUCAGAAGGAAAACGCGAGCCCCCACAGCAUCGCUUAGCGCACGGAUAUCGGUGUUCAGAUCGUACAACACUGAGCGAAAUGCGGAGGUAACAACACGGGAGCUUAGGAAGGAAAGCACAUCAGGCCGCUACGCUUCGGUGGAGCCAGAGACAGAAGAACAGUUUGUUUUCCUCGACUACACAAAACCAGACGAUUCCGUUGAAAACCUGGUUCUAAACCAAAACCUGAUUGAGCCUGAUAAUGUCACGAGGACCAAAGAGGAGAUUCAGACGAAGACGAGUGAUCCCCGGGUAUUGGAAUUACAACUGAAGUCUUUAAAAGACGCGAUGGCAGCAGAGGUCGACCCACAUUCGUGCAUUGAGUUUCACGACACCGGCUUCCCAGAAAUUAGGCCAAGGACGAGGAAUAAGAAACCCAAAAAGGGUCAAAAAGUCUAUGGCAGUCCGGACCCCGAUGUUCCUGUCAGUGAUUCGUGCUGCACCGGCUGUGGUGCCGUGAUGCACUGCACUGUUCCAGAUUUGCCCGGCUAUUUACCAAGUGAGAAAUACAGGCAAUUAACAGAAGAGAACAGGCUGCAUAAUGCGAUAUGCCAGCGUUGCCACUUGCUCACACACCAUCAAAAGGCGCUCAACGUCCAGAUGUCUAAAGAGGAGUACAGGCAUAUAGUCAGCAGGAUACGAAAGGAGAAAGCGUUGGUGUUAUUGAUCUUGGACCUCCUGGACAUCCCGGACUCCAUCAUCCCCAACUUGUUGGAUCUGAUUGGGGAAAAUAAGCACAUCGUGGUGCUGGGAAACAAAAUUGACUUGUUGCCCGGAGACUCUGAUAAUUAUUUAAAACGGAUCAAGGGCCAAAUUCUACAGUAUUGCACUGAUAUGGGUAUUCUUGUUGAUAACAACAUCAAAGGCAUUCACCUCAUAAGCGCCAAAACGGGUUAUGGGAUUGAAAAUCUCAUUUCGAGUCUCCAGAGCUCCUGGAAAUACAAAGGGGAUGUAUACCUGGUGGGAACUACGAACGCUGGGAAAUCGACGCUUUUUAACACUUUGCUGGAGUCGGACUACUGCAAAUCCAAAGCCUCAGAAGUCAUCCGCAAAGCUACUAUUUCUCCGUGGCCAGGUACAACGCUGAACCUAUUGAAGUUCCCCAUCAUAAAUCCUACUCCAUACCGCAUAUUCAAGAGGUCGGAGAGGCUGAAGAGUGACUCGGCUCAGACAGAGGCAGACCUGAACCGGCAGGAGCUGCGGACACUGCAGCAGCUGAGCAGGCAGGGAUACUUAGUGGGUCGCGUCGGGAGAACGUUCCGGACCAAUGCGUCGGUGCAGAGAGACCACGGCGAGGUGGAGUUUGACUCCGAGAGCCUCAGCAUUGGAGAGGAAGACGAGGAGGGAGGAAGAGGUCUCAGCGAGGCUCCUGUCCCGGUGGAGUUCACUCACAACGAGCUGAAGCAUGCUCACUGGCUAUAUGACACACCGGGCAUCAUGAAAGACCAGGACGUCCUCAGUCUGCUGACUGAAAAGGAGCUGAAGAUGGUGGUGCCCACUCACGCCAUCGUACCCCGGACUUUUGUGCUGAAACCUGGGACGGUGAUGUUUCUGGGGGCUCUGGCACGAAUCGACUACCUGGAGGGGGAGAAGUCCUGCUGGUUCUCAGUCAUCGCGUCCAAUCUGCUCCCAAUUCACAUUACCAGUCUGGAUAAAGCUGAUGUCAUCUACCAGAAGCAUGCUGGAAAUACUCUGCUUGGGGUACCCACAGGAGGAGAGGAGCGAAUGAGGGAGUUCCCACCGCUGGUUCCUCAGGAUUUGGAGCUUAAAGGCCAGGGGCUCCCACAGGCUACUGCUGACAUCAAGCUCUCUUCUGCGGGUUGGGUGGCAGUGACGGGUCACCAUGGAGACCGGCUCCUGCUCAGGGCGCACGUUCCCGAGGGGGUGGGAAUCCGUGUGCGGGACCCCCCGCUGCUCCCGUACGUUGUCAACCUGAAGGGGGAGCGUUUGGGGAAGAGUGCCGCCUACAAGACCAAAAAGCCUCAGGGUCUGCUGGACCGUAGCCUGUCUGAGAAAGGGGCGGAGAGACUUAAGGUGAAGAAGAAGAAGAAGUGACCGCCUGUUCCACACGAUAUUUGCUUUUUUAUUGUUUCUUUUUCCCCAAGAAAUAAAGAAAAAAUGUAUAUUGUUACAGUUAUACAACCUAAUUGGGGGGAGGUGGAGGGGAGAUUCAUCAGAAAUAUUUGCCGUAAUGAAAGACAAAAGCAAUAUUUCUAUCAAUUUACAGUGAGCUCCAUGAUGUUUGGGACAAAUAAUUUUUUCCUUGAUUUGGGUCUGUACUCCACAAUUUUAGAUUUUGUAAUCAAACAAUUCACAUGUGGUUAAAGUGCACAUUCUCAGCUUUUAUUAACAGGUAUUUUUAUACAUAUUUGUUUCACCAUGUAGAAAUUACAGCACUUUUUAUAUAUCGCCCUCCAUUUUAGGGUACCAUAGUGUUUGGGACAGAUUGCUUCGCAGGUGUUUCUGAUAAGUGAGGUGUGUUCAAUUGCUUCCUUAGUACAGAUAUAAGAGAGCUUCCAGCAUCUAGUCCUGGUUCUAGGCUUUUGAUUGCCUUUGGAGUUGGCAUUUGUCGACAUGAGGACCAGAAUUGUGCCGUUGAAAGUCAAGAAACCUUUGAGUCUGAGAAAUAAAAAAAUAGAAAACAGACAUCAGCCAAACCUUAGACUUAUCAAAAUCAACUAUUUGGAACAUCCUUAAGAAAAAGAGCAGUAGUAAGCUCAGUAAACACAAUGGGCCUGGUAGACCAAGAAAGACCUCUACUGUUGAUGACCAAACAUUCACUAUAAUGAAGAAAAACCCCCAAACACCUGUCUGACAGAUCAGAAACAAUCUUCAGGUGGCUGGCAUGGAUGUGUCUGAGUACUGUCUGCACAGUACUUCACGAACAGACCUGCAGACGCUACGCUGCAAGCUGCAAACUAGCAGUUAGCUGCAAAACUGGGACGAACGGGUUACCGUUUGCUGUGAAGUACAAAAAAGAGCCUGCAGAGUUCUAUAAAAAGGUUUUGUGUACAGAUGAGACCAAGAUUCACUUGUAACAUAGUGAUGACAAUGGUGGUGGCAUCUUAUCUGCUCAAGUUCAAGCUACUGCCUCCAAACUCACUGGACGUCGCUUUAUCGGAACAGCAAGACAAUGAUCCCAAGCAUUCUGCUAAAGCAACAAAUUAGUUUUUCGAAGCCAAAAACGGGAAAAUUCCUGACUGGCCAAGUCAUUUACCCAAUCUGAAUAUGCAUUACAUAUGCUGAAGAGAAAAUUUUAGGUAACUUGCUCCUGAAACAAGCAGUGGUUGAAGAUGGCUGCAGUACAGGUUUGGCAGAGCAUCACCAGACAUGAUACUCAGCACCUGGUGAUGUCUGUGCCACAGAUUUAAAGCAGUCAUUGCAUGCAGAGAAUAUGUGACACAGAAUAUGCAAAGUACUAAACAUGACUAAUUUACAUACAUGUAAUAUCAAUAUGUCCCAGACAUUAUGGUGCCCUGAAAUGGGGAGCUAUGUAUUAAAAGUGCUGUAAUUUCUACAUGGUGAAACUGAAUUGUGCAAGAAUUUAACAGUCUGUCUUUUCUCCUGUGGAAAAUUACAAAGAUGACCUAUUUCGAGUGUACAUCUUGUGUAUAUCUUGAUGUUUAGUUCCUUAUCGUGGUUUCAGGGGUACCCGACAUAUAGUCCAGGCAUGUUGCCAAAUAUGUAGUAUCCCAUGAGCCAAAUCAAUAAAAAAUUAAAAUGUAAACCUUAGUCCCAAUCGGAGCUCACUGUAUAUACCAUGUUUUGUGUAAUACUUAAUGAGUAUCAAAAAAGAUACUCAUCGACAUUAACAUUUCCAGUUCCUAGGGAAAUUGGUUCACUUAUGUCCUGUCAAAUAGAAAUAAUAAUAAUAAUAAUAAGAAGAAUAAUAAUAAAUGGUUAAUUUAUAUAAUGAUUUAAUAAUCAAUAUAAUUUGUAUUUAUUUACCAUGUUUUAAGCCUUUCCAAGGGUCUACACUGAAAUUGUCUAGGAGCCCAGAUGGUCAGAUGUCGAGCCCUUUUAAGUGUCUCUAGCCUGACCCCCUGGGAGCAGUACUGUAGCAGGGACAGGCAUGCCAGGGUACCUUUCACAAUGAAGGGAAGGAGCCCUUUAAAACUGACUGAAUUAUGCCAUAGUUUCUGACAGGAAGUGUUGUAUGUCUUAGCCAGGCUCAGAAUGUACACACACAUGUAUGGGUUUUUUCAGGGACACAAUCAUGCAUUAUACAUGGAUAUUGCCUACUUGGUUUCACUCAUGUAAUAAUUUGUCAUCAUCCUUUGACAGAAUGCAUAGAAGCCUUCUCAGCGCCCAUUUGUAUCGCAAUUACCUGGUGAUCUCUUGGCAUACUUACCUAUCUAAUCUAAAUGAAAUCCACUAAAAUAUGUUGACUCAAGCUUGCAAUAUGUCUUUUUGCUUAUUGUUAAUACUUUAAUACUCCUGUGCACUUUAACAGUUUUCGUAGUUCUGUUUAAAGUGGAUUUGCGGAUCAGUAAUAUUGCCUUGGAUACUGUUUGAUCGUAUCAAAUUCUUAUGGUUGAGGGUACUCUGUAAAUUGUAAAAUUGUUUACAUUGGCAUGGUGUGACAUUACUGUCAGAGGAAAGAAUCAACAAUACAAUUAACCUGAACUUUUAUUGAUACAUACAUGAAGACAGUAAAACUACUUUCUAUCCCUUUCCUUCUUGAAUUGCGCAUAAUACUUGUAUUGAGCAAAUUAUUUUUAUAUAUUUUUAUUGUAAUAUAUUAAUGUCUGCUCAUCAAUAAAAGAUCAGCCUCUUUCUUCAACA